GUACCUCAAUGAUAGAUCAUCUCUAACUUGGUCGGAAUCUGAGGCUUCUUGUAUGUGACUCUACCAUGAUCGACGUUUUCCUGCGAUGAAGAUAAUAUGACUCUGAAGGCAGCUCAGGAUGAUGUCAUACAGAAUGACGAAAGACUGAUGGAUUUGGCAUUGCCAGCGGAUCCAUUUUCCGGUGGUCGGAAUCCUAAAAUGGACAACCCGCGUUCAUUUUUUUGUGAUGGCGGCGUCAUCGAAGACCGAAUACGAAGAUCUGUUACGGGUAUUCAUCGAGGACUUCGAGACUCUCAUCUGUGCAAAGUCGCUGGUGAGAGUCUUUCCUAUGGCCAUAGACUUUGUAGUAAAACGCGCUUGGACGCUUGUUGCUCGGACAACCUCAGUGGGUUGAAAAACUGUGUUGUCCGUUACAAAAAUGUUAUCUGUGAUUGUUUAUAUUGUGAAAAAGACUGCAGUCAAACUCUUAGUUAUUUUUUAAUACUAAUAGUAAGUUUAUUGAAAAUAUUUAUGUGCCUAUUUAAAAGUCAACGGUCAAUUGUGAAGAGAGACUCUCAUUCGAGUUAUGUAUUGCUUGCUACUUCAGUAUUGCUACUCUCGUUUACAACAGUUAAUGGAUUCGCUAAUGAAUUUGAAAAAACCGAACAAUUUCUGGACAAAAUUAAUUUGGAGAAAAGCAUCGCAGCUGUGUUCAACAAAGUAGCUUAUGGUAGUACUACCAAGCGAUCAAUACCCGAUAGUGUCUAUCCUAUUACAACAUUGUCCACUCCUUUAUUAACAACAUACCGUUAUUCCAAUGGAAAUGAUGAAUGGCUCAGGGUAGAUUUGAAAAAUGCGGACUUGAAUCAUGAUAUUGAUCAUUCUAACGUUGAUUUUGAGCAGCCCGGUUUCGAGAAUGAAAACCGAAGGGACUUGGAUAAUGGUUACGGUAUAGACCUUGAGAAAGAUCAUGUUUUGCCCACGUCAGCUCCAGCCGCUGAUAUUUUGAAAAAUAAUAAUAACAAAAACUACAAUAAUCCUAAUAGAUAUAAUAACGACAGGCUUAGGCCUGACUUUGCUCCUAAUAGUGACGAUGAACAGGUUACUGAUAAUAUCUACAGAACUACAACGACUUACAAUCUUCUCAAAAAUGUAAGACCAACAAAAUCCAUGUACAAUAAAGAACCACCCAGUUACGUUCCUCCAAGUCGAGCAUUUUUCACUCCUCCUCUGCCACCAGAGUACCAAAAUCCAUUUUUAGAUAAGCCGACCUUAAGGGGUACCAAUUCUGAGGGUUUCGUUAAUCGUAGGCCCAUUCCUCCUCCUAGUCUUAUGCCUAACAAGGACCGAAUACCUUUCAGACCAGAUUUGCCUAAAGUUAACAUUGAAAGAAUACCUGAUAGGCCUAAUGACAAUGAUGAAGACGACCAAUACCGGCCGCCAAUCCCGAACCAUUCUUCUCAAGAAACCAAAAAUGAAAAGAAAAAGUCACUGAAUACUCCUUCGCAAAACGCUAGAGCUGGCGAGUUUCAUGGCGGAAGCAGAAACGUAAACGAGAGUAAUUUUGAAUAUGAAAAAAGUUAUGUUCCAUCGAUUACUCGUAUUUUAAGCGGCUCUAACGGGAGACACGAUGACAUUCCCGACAUUUUAUUACGGACUGUUACGGCUACUCCAAAUGUACAACGCUACGAGCCAAAAAUUCCAAAAAUAAGAACUCCUUCAGCUGAGCCUGGCCUCAAAAUGCAGGAACCUGAAUUUAUGGAGCCUACUAAAGCUACUGUGGAUAACUCAAAAAAUGAUGAAACUACUCAUAAAAAGGAUGUCAUUCAGGAAUCUGAUCCGCCAGAUCGGUCGGAAAGUGUUACUAUAAAGAAAGACAACUCUGUACCAGAGAAGAAGAAUAUUCCCGAAUAUGUUACCACUCAGAUAUCUGAUGUCAUAAAUUUGCCCAACGUCAAAGAAAAAGAUAUCAAUCGAGAAAUGAAUGUCACUUUAGCCAAAUCUGACGAAAUUUGGUUGAUAUGUUGGAAUGUCCAUGUAUAUUUAGUUGUUUUUGGUUACAUUUUAUUGGCAAUGUUUUCCAUUUAUAAACUCAUUCGAUAUGAGAAUGAUCCACACAUGUUUUCUAAGAGCUAUUUUCUAACCAUCCACCUUAUGCUCACAGUUAUUUGCGUUUUGCGCAUUUUCUAUCUUAUAUAUGAUCCCUACAAUUUAUACAAUUCGUUCAAUGUAUUCCUGUAUGAUUUUCUCCACAACUUCCCGUUGAGUUUACUCGCAACAACUUUUGCUGUUCUUAUUCUGUUUCUUCUGAAGAGAACUCUGACUCACUUGGAAGUAAAAACUCGUCCAGUGUUCUUAGUUGUAUUCGCAUUGGCACAUAUUAUGCUUUGCUUCUGUCUUAGCAUUGUGGAAUCCCUAGGUCAUCUUGAUAAAGCUGGUUUAACUAUUUGUAAACCUGUAUUUGUACUGUUGGCUUGGGCUUUAGGUUUCAGCUACUUGUACCUCUAUCGAAUCAUCAAAAAUGUUCUUGCCAAAAAAAGUCAGAACUUAUCAGAAAUGUGCACACAAAAUAUAUCCUAUGCUAGUCAUAUAACUAUUGCUGUAGCUUUACUUUUUGUCUUACUAGGUUUAGUACAAGUAUAUGCACUAUUUUUCAUCAAAGUCGAUCGUUUCAAUAAAGAAAUCAAACAUCACUGGAUACUGUGGGGUUUUGAGUUGUCUGUUAGGUUCAUAGAAAUAUCUAUAAUCACUUUGCUGGCUAUCGUGGUUAGUCUCAGACUGUCGCAAAGAGAAAAGCAGUCUGCAGGUGGGUUUCCCUUAUUCCCGUGUACGACAAGUGACUCAAGUACCGAUAAUAUAUAUCCAAAUAACUGUAAUACAAAUCCCAACGCCUUAAAUUACAGCCGCCAAGAAAUGAUAAUGGACAAUAUCCCAACAGAGACUGUUGAAAGGCCAAACCUUUUGAAAAACGCCUUCCAAAAUGAUUCAUUUGAUAAGAAGUCAACGUUGGAGAGAUAUCAAAGUGACAGCGAGAGAGGCAGCAACUUUGACAGAUUCGAAAGACCCAAAUGGGGCUCUGAAAGGUUCGAUUCACGUCAGAACAUUGACGGAUCAAGCUUGAAUAACUUCAUGCAGCCCAACUCGGGUAAUUUCGAAAGAGGCGGUCAUAACUCUGUUCAGAAUUCUUUGAGAAAUGAAAGGUCAUCUAACAGAAAACCUUACGAUUCUGCCAAAUAUUAUGCCAAGCCUAAAUAUGAUAUGGAGUAUAACAAUGAAGAUUAUCAGCAGGACAUGUUUUCAAAUAAUUCUGAAAGGAAUAUCUAUAGCGAACCUGUUGACAAUCCGGCCUCUCAUCAAUAUGAAAGAACCAGACAUGAGUUUGAACGUUCAGACUUUGACAGGAGGUCUAGGAACAGCUCAAAUACUUCAGGACGCCGAUCUACUGGUAGAACAAGAAAAAAUCAUCCGAGACCACAUCUAGGAGUGCAGACGUUACCUAAUCAUGAUCGACAUCAAAUUCCUGAAACUAUGCUAGUUGAUGAACAAGGUUUUGUUCGUUUUAGGCAUAUGCAGGAGGAGGUGGAUAAACCUAAAAAAAUCAAACGUCAAGUUAGUGAUCAAAAUCACUAUAGUGAUGCGUAACUUUACGUUAGGGCUAAGGAGAAACACACAGACGAUGAAGUAUUUUUGUAAGAUACUUGGUAGAGUACAGGAUAUUUUUGAUUGAAGGAAUUAGUUUUCUGCUUGGAUUUGUUAAAUAAGAUUCUCAAAGCCUGCAGAAAAGAGCUAAUAGAUAUUUAUUUAUUUUUUAUAAACUGACCUGUACUUAUAAUUCCAACUAGUUCCAUCGGUAUUUAGAGAAAAUAUCAUUUCCUGUGGGUUUCUUUCUUAGCUCGUUGAUAUUCGUAUUACAAGUCAAAAUUUGAAGAUUUUGGCCUAAGAUUCAAAGCCUUUGUAGAACAAGCAAAUCAAGAAUUGGAGAUUUCAAAAUAUUGCUGUUACAGUCUAUAAAAACAUCCUAGGCAUUCAAAAAAUUUUCAAUUUUACUUCUUUGAAAGGUGAUAAAUAUUGAAUACUCUUAAUAAUUUCAAUGUUCAGAUGAAAUAUUGAAGAAUUAACAUUUACUGUUAGAGGUAGCAUACCAUAAACAUAUAAUGAGAAACAUAUACUUUAAUUAAACAAGUAGUGAAACGUGUAUAUUGCAAAUUCUGUAAAUAAUAUUAUUAAGAACUUUACUUUUAAUUUUUUAUAUAAUUUUAUACAUUAUUUGUACGAUACAGGGUGUUCGUGUUAUACAAAAAACGGCAGCUCUCUAGCUCUUAAAUGUUAUGUAAAUUGAGAAAAAAUGCAGACAAGAGUUAUUUUUACUCACAGUUUUUCAUAGUGCCCUGUAUAGAAGUUUCAUUUAUGGAAGCAAUUGACUGAAAUUCUUGUAUUUAUUAUAACGUUAUUAUUCGGGCUAAUUGAACAAAAUAAAUUUAUUAACCGUCCUUAACUUUAAAGUGGUGCCGAUUUCGUGAAACAGUUUCUUUUGCUGUGAUGUCGGCAUCUGAAAUGAUUUUUCUCACUGUCGUGAAUAUUUCACUAGAAAACACAAUUGUUGGACUGAAAUUGAGAUCAUCAUUUUGAAUUGACUUGACAAACUAUGAUCAGAAUAUCCAGUUCUAAAAUUAUAGAUCAUUUACGUCAGUUUUGCAAUAGUGCCAAGGUGAAAUUUUCAAGAUAUUCUUUUCUUGUAGAUGUUUUUGUAUAUAUGUAUGAAUAUAUUUGCCAACCGUUAAAUCACUUGCCAUUUUAUAUAUUACUGGGUUAUGUAGAGUAUGGACUUUAUUUUUGUAUAUUUUUUACAGUAUUAUUCUUUUUACAGUAUUUAUUCUAUUGAAGUAAAUAAGUACGCUUUGUAUUUUCAUUUACAACGAAUCGUAUCUGUUUUUAACUUUCACAUUUAAAUUUCACAAAUGGAUUUGUUAAUUUUGUUCUUUACUUUGAGUGGAUAUUUUCCAGUUGAUAACGUUUUUUUUAACGUUUCAUCUGGCCUGACUUAAUUUCUUUACAUUCCUUAUUUUCGGUUGUAUGUUAUACAUUUACUCUACCUAAUUGUUUGUUCCUAUGCAACGUACUUAUAAACCAGCUUCUCUAAGUUUUUUUUGCCAGUAUUUCUCUGAAAGCUCUAUUUGUGUAGAAUAGAAAAAAUAUUUUAUUUUCUGGAUGUCUCACAAAAAAUGUUGUUUUUAAUAUAUGAUGAAGCAUGGUAAUUUUCAAAAACAAUUUUAAUUGUAAAUAGGCAGUUCUUAUCUUUUUGGAAAUUGCUAUGUCAGAAUAUUACCUUGUAUUAUAUAAUUGUAAAAUAUAAACAAAUGAUAUGCAUUCCU
Leptinotarsa decemlineata (Colorado potato beetle) is the source of this 5351-nucleotide messenger RNA. RefSeq lists its product as uncharacterized. The record is from RefSeq and is a predicted model, not a curated record. Lineage: Eukaryota; Metazoa; Arthropoda; Insecta; Coleoptera; Chrysomelidae.